AUGCCACGAACUGUGGCAGGGCCUUCUGCGGCAACUGCGGCUUCUCCAGGGUCGCCAUCAACAUCUAAUAACCACGGUAACCAUGGAAGUCACAGUAGUACUCACAAUGGCUCAACUACAAGAGGUCCUCUUUCCUUGCCUCUUUUGGAAGGAUUGCGGUGCCGUCCAGGAGCAUCUGAUUUGUGUUUCAAUCAAGCUAUUCGGAAUUACACAUCUGCUCAUGCGAUUGCUCGCUUUGUGCAAUCCAAGCUAAAUGAGAAAUCUGGAAAGGCUAGUCCAAAGUCGAAAGCCCAAAGUCGCAAACGAGGUCGGAGAAGAAAGUCCAAAGAGCCAAAACAAAAGCAACAGCAGUCUUUGCCAGCAACACUCGCCAAGAAGCAAUCGUAUCACUGGUUGAUUCCUUGUUUGCAAUCUCCUUCUCUUGCCGAACGAAAGGCUGCAUUUGGCGUCUUGUGCGCCGGAUGUCCCAUGGAGCGACACGCUUUGUGGCAAGUAUUGGAGCUCCUAGCUAAUCUGUUGCAGCAUCGUGGCAAAUUAGCCACCAAAAUUCCAAUCUUGACCUUGUUUCAGCACAUUGCCCUAGAGUGCUUGAAUCCACAAGAGCAAUUGGCUCUUUGGAUUCAUCCCACCAUGGGUUUGCCAUGGUGGUCGGAUUGGUUGUGGCAUUUGUCGAUUGGCCUCUCCGAAACCAAUCAUCCCUGCGAACAGCAACAUCAAGCCGAUCUCAUGUCUUUGCUUAUGGAUCUGAUGCAUGGGAUUGGAACUAAUCACAAGCUGGUCAUUAAAAAGGGUGACGAUGAAGGAACUUUACCGCUAAAAUAUCUGUGGAAAUCCAAAGAGCAAAUCAAGCAAGGCAGCCAAAGCAAGGAAGAUGCUUCCCCACUGGCCGCUCUGAUUGGAUCGUAUCACUUGUGCAAGACCAAUCCUGUACUCAAGGCCGCCAUUAAGGAGUCCAGUUUUGAACAUUGGAAGCAACUGGUAGAUCCAGCCUUUGUGAGUGGUGAUGCAGGCUCCACAAGUUCCAGCAACUCAAGACCUUCCUUGAAAAAGCCAGAGCGAUUGAUGGACACUUUUGCAGACCCAGCAAUUGACUUGGCAGCUGUCAGUGCCAUGCUGUCAAGUUCCUCCUCUACUUCUUCAAGGCUGCAGGGAAGGAACUCUUCGCGAUUAUCCUCCCCUUCUGCGAAUUCCACCUCGAAUUCGAAUGCUGCCAACUCCAACUCGUCAUUUCCGUUUUCGCGUGCCCGAAGAAGGUUGGAAGACCGAUCGGCAGCGGCUACUGUGGCUCGCAUUUUCAAUGCCGUCUAUGGCAAUCAAGAGAAUGAACAAGAAGAAGAUGACGAAGUGUCGCGAUUUUUGAAUCGGAAUCGUCGGCAAAGUCAAGAGACCAUCGUGGAGGAUCCUCCGGCCAACGAGGAAGACGAAGGCGACGAGGAAGGCACCAAAAGUGAAGAGGAAGAAGAGGAGGAUGAUGAAGAAAUCGAUAGUGACGAAGCUGAAGGAAUGGAAGAAGACAGAGCUGGUUCAGAUAACGAGGAGGGGGAAGAAGACGAAGAUUCCGAUGACGACGACUCGGACGAUGAUGAUGACGAGGAAGAGGAAGAAGAGGAAGCCGAAGAGCUGAGCGUCCAUGGAAUCGAGGCCGAAGUAUUGGAAAGUGGACUAUUGGACUUUGAAGAUAUUGUAGUGGAUGAGGAUCCGCACUCUCUCUUGCGCUCCGCUCAACGUCAAUCGUCAGCAUCAGCAGCAUCCAACAGGGCAAAUCCUCCCCCAACUGCUAAUCCAAGAUCACUCAAGCAAAAAAGACGUGUCUAUGUGGUAGCUGCCAUGCAGGUCUUGAAGAUGCAGCAUCCUGCAUUGAAGACACUGCACCAGCAGAACCCGCCAAAGGUAUCUGCCUCUGAUGCCAGAAAGCAAGGCCUGACUGUUUCCGCCGAACACUCGUUGAUGUCCUCCAUUGUCAAUAUUGUACAGCCACCCAAGAAGCCUCCCAAUUCCAAGAUUAUCUUGCGGCGUGCCCCUACCCAAGAAGAGUUCUUUCGAGGAUCCUUGUCCAAGAAUCCAGUGUCAUUGAGUAUGCUUCGAUCUCAUGAGAACAAGAAUGAACCCACUAUCAAGGAUUUGAGACAGCACAUUGCAAAUGAUUUGCAAAUGGGCGACUCGGCCGAGCUAUUGGAAUUGCUCUGUGCCAACAAGAUUUUGGAUACCGACCUCAAGCUACGGGUGGUGCACCAAGUCGUAUGGAAGGACCACCUUAUGCAGAAUUCGAGUUCGUCCGGUGGCUCCCAAUCCGCUGCCGCACUUUCUUCCUUUCUGGGAGGAGUUGGCCGAGGAGGCCGAUCCUUUAUUUCCAGUGGCGCUGGCCUGUCAAUGCUCUUUGGCUCUGGAAUGGAACGGUCGCUGCUGGGCAUGCCAUCUUCCAACUCAAAUGUCAAUGCAGACACACCACUGUCAGGGUUACCACCCAUGAUUCUCACCUACAGGCUGAUUGGUGUGGAUGGUGAAGCGACCGAAGACACGAUAAAUACUUUACAAGACCCCGAAGCUCCAUCCGAAUCGGCAACGCCCGAAGAAGUGGAACGAAUGAUGGAACAAAAGUUUGGCGUCACUCGAACCAUCAUGGAAGGCCGUGGAGUUUUUUGCUUGCUCAAGAGCAUUGAACGAAAUAUCAAUGCUACGCUCUUGAAGAUUCGUCGAGACGAUGUGACGGAGAUUGGAGUCCAAGCUCGUCGCAAUGUCAAGAAUCCAUCUCGUGAAGUCUUCAAGUCGUCUUCGCCUUAUCCUGGCUUGGAACUAUUGUGGUGCUGCUCCAAGUUGCCAAGCAACCGAAAGCUCUUGCUUCAGUCACGUGCGCCCACGAUGCUUCUGCGUUUGUUGUUGAGCGUUUUGCAUGCUUUGGAAGAAGACGGAAAGGGAGGCUCCGUAUCGGAAAGCAAUGCUACUGUCAAGGCACUGCAAAAGUCGAUUGAAGUAUUGGCAUCCGAUAUGAUCUCAUCUCAGAAUGAUACAGCCAUGUCAGAAACGGAAGAAGAUAAUGAACAAGAUGCAUCCACUUUGCGCUUGCUUCUCACAGCCAUUGAAACAUCCUCGCUAAGUCGGCCACUGAGAAAUGUGAUUGCCAAGCUACUGCCAUACUUGACCUAUGGACAAGCGUCUCUGUGCAAAGAAUUGGCAAAUGAAUUCAUGCGUCAUGUCAGCAUGGACCAACUUGGUGUGUGUGAAACGCAGCCAGAUGUGUGGGAUGAAGAAAGUCGAUACAUUCUGCCCGCCACAUGUGUGCAUGCAUCCUGCAGUUUGCCGGAGAAUCCAGUCUGCGAUUCUUUGCGAGUGGAAUUGGUAAACUGUGGGUUCGUGGAACGAUUGGCAAAGGUCUUGCUGGACAAUGUUCCCAGUCAACCGCCACCCUGGUCGCCUUCUUUGUGGACCAAGGAUGUGGAACAAUCCGAGAACGAAAAGAUAAAAUUGGAAGGAAAAUGGAAGGAGUAUUUUGCAAGACCAGGUCUCAAAACGGCUUUCAAUAUGCUUAUUGGUUUGUGUAAGAGUCAUGGCAAAACGCAAUUAUUCAUUGGUAACGUUCACAUGGAUUUGCCGGGCCGAAAAAAGCAGUCUCUGAUCCAAGUUUGUCACUGGAUUGAAUCGACUUCCGAUAGCUCACGUGUCUCCACGCAUGACUUGGGUAUUGUGGCAGAGACCUUGUUAGAUGAGUUGACCAAAGAGGAAAAAACAGUUGCACCAAUCGUAAAGUCAGUUCGACGAAAAACCCGAGACAGGAAGAAAGAAAUCGCCAUGGCACGGAGAAACAAAGCUCUUCGCGGAAUGGGCUCCUUUGGUCCAUCGGCCAUGUCUGGUGCUAAGGUUGGUGAGAAGGCACCUGUUCGAGGUACCGCUGCAUCUCUCCUGGCUCCUGUUCUGGGUCUAUUUGGUGCGAACGACAACGAUGACGGGCCACCGGCAAAGCGUGCCAAGAAGAAUCCUCAGCCUGCCCCUACUGCCAAACCGGCUUGGAUGACGGAAAUGGAGAACAUGGAAGACGAAGAUGGUCUCACGUGUGCUGUGUGCCAAGAAGGAAGGACGCUCCAACCAGCGGAAUUGCUUGGUCUCUACGCCUACGUCAAGAAGGUGUCCAUCCCAAUGCAUCAAUCUGGUUCUAAGAGUGCUAUUGAUGGAACAGAUCUUCUUACAUCGCUUCCAGGAUCAAUGCCGCGUUCAAUAUCUGACACUCAUGCUGCGCUGGAGUGGUUCCCCCCAGCCAAGAAAUCAGGCGACGAAUUGAGAAGCUCGGCUAGAUCAUCUAGCUUGUCAUCUUCUAGUCGAAAGACUACAUACACCACAACAGUGACUGCUGGAAACGCUAUCCAUUUCAGCUGUCAUGCAAAAGCACGCCAAGCUGACAAGAACCAUCCAAAGGCACCCAAGAGCGAAUGGGAAGGAGCAAGCUUACGAAACUCACGUGUCAAGUGUAAUGUAAUGUUGCCCCUUGUGAGCUCUCGCAGCUCCAAAGUACCACUUGUGGCUGUUGAUUCUGCCUUGACUGAUCAUUCAACUGCCGUUUCCAAUCUCUUGAAUGCCCGUCCCAAGUCUAUGCUGUGGACAGUUCUUCAUGAUGUGCGUUUGCUGCUACUGCGAAUUGCCUACGGCGAACCGUUGAAUGCUGAUUGCGAAGGUGGUUCUUUGUCUUCGAAUUCUCGUUUGGUUUACUACCAAUUACUGAUGGCAGACAUGUUUGCAAAGGAUGCUGAAAUUGACUCACCACAAACAGCACGCCAUGCCUGCAGCCUAAGCGGUGGCUUUCUGGCAGCUUGCACAAUGAUCAAGGCUGACGACUAUGAUAAACGCAAGCAGACUGUCGUCAACCGCAGCAUUGCAGAUUCUUCGCUCAUGGCAGCUUUGACAUGCAUCUUGUUCCACAACACCACCAAUGAUUACAACAAGAGCAAAAAGAGCGAUGAUAAUGCACCUAAUAACAAGCGACGCUGGGUUACUGGCAAGGAGUCUUUCUUGCGCGGGCUCAUCACCUGUGCUGGUCGACGACAUUCACUUGGCCUCGAAGACAGUGGCUGCCUUCCUAGUCGCAACCAGUUGAACCGUGGAUCGUUUGCAGAUUGGGAUGUGGACGAGGAUGAUGCCGCAAUGGACACUGAUAUGAGUCCAAGUAUUCACCUUCGUCGAGCUACCAGCGGAAGAGCUGGAAUUGAAGACUUUCGAAACGCAUUGCGACCAAUGAUUGUAUUCUAUGCAAUCAUGGAUCAAGUUUCUUCUGAUUUUAGCUUGAAUAUGGAUGAUGCCAAGGUGGAAGAAUGUGGCGACCGCUUGACCCAGGUCAUCCAAGACUGCCGACGUGCAACAAGUAUUCAUGAUUUGUUGCAAAAAGCUAAAGUUACACUGGACCACGCCGACAUUAUGCAAGAGUUACAAAGGGGAAUCCUCUCUGCCUGA
This is a messenger RNA of Cylindrotheca closterium, 5436 nucleotides long. NCBI's taxonomy places the organism in Eukaryota, Bacillariophyta, Bacillariophyceae, Bacillariales, Bacillariaceae. The record is from the annotation of a GenBank genome assembly.